Molecule: messenger RNA, 2215 nt
Organism: Patella vulgata (common limpet)
Lineage: Eukaryota; Metazoa; Mollusca; Gastropoda; Patellidae
Product: protein YIPF1
Exons: 9
Coding region: 24-1238 (404 amino acids)
Biological process (GO): vesicle-mediated transport
Cellular component (GO): membrane; Golgi apparatus
Molecular function (GO): small GTPase binding
Source: RefSeq, a predicted model, not a curated record
GUUUGAACUAUUGCUGAACUAAAAUGGCGUCCAAUGCAUCUCCUGACGUGGAACUUGGCUUAAAUGACAGUGGAAAAAACAAGGACGAACUACAAUUUCAAGAUUUUCCACUAGAAGAUGAAGAUGUUGAAUUUGAAGUUAAAAACAGUCAUAUACAUAAAUUUUCGGAUUUCCCCCCUACUGCAGAGUCAGAUGAAGACGAUAGUACUGAUAAAUCAGAGCUUUUGAAGGAGGAUAAGAAGACUAGUUCAUUUUGGACAUUUGAGUAUUAUCAACAGUAUUUUGAUGUGGAUUCUAAACAAGUAUUGCAUAGAAUUGCUGGAUCUAUGAUACCAUUACCUGGUAGAAAUUAUUUGGUAUCACAUAUUAGACCUAAUCCAGAUUUAUAUGGUCCAUUUUGGAUAUGUAUGACAUUAGUAUUUACGAUAGCUAUUUCAGGAAAUCUGGCUAACUAUCUACAAUCUGCUUCAACUCAAUAUGAAUGGAAAUAUGAUUUUCACAAAGUAUCAUAUGCUGCUACAGCUAUAUUUAGUUAUUGGUGGUUAAUACCUUUAGCUUUAUAUGGUUUAUUAUGGUGGAGAGGAACACAGUCAUCUUUACAUUAUACAUUCCUAGAAAUAAUCUGUGUGUAUGGUUAUUCUCUAGCCAUAUAUGUUCCAAUAUCAAUAUUAUGGAUGAUACAAGUCAAUUGGUUACAGUGGUUGUUAGUGACAAUAGGUGCUGUAUUAUCAGGCAGUGUAUUAUUAAUCACAUUCUGGCCAGUUGUUAAAGAGGAUGCUAAACAGGUUGCUCUAACAGUCAUGGCUUUAAUAUUUAUUUUCAAUGCAGCUUUAGCAGUUGGCUUUGUGUUAUAUUUUUUCCACGUUCCUAAUACAUCGGCCAGUUCUACUAUUGCCCCAACUACUCCUAAUGUUACUUUGCCAGUUUUACAACACCUUCAUUCUAGAUUAGAUGUGCAGGCUAAUAAUAUUGAACAAGAUAAAUCACCAACUUUAAAUCCUGCAAACAGUCAGCCCUCUGCUUUGCGUACAAAAGUUUCAAAUCCGACAGAUGUCUCAGAGAACAAUUUAAAACCAGCGCCAGUUAAUUCAAAACAAAGUGUUGAUUCGAAAGGAACAAAUCCAGCAGCAGUGACUAAUGCGAUUAAACCUAAUGAAAAAAAUGAAAAGACUCCUCAACAUGGUGAUACAAUGAAGGGAAAUGCUAGAAAUGUGGAUAAUGGAGUUAAAAAGUCUUAAAAUAUCUACUUUAAAACUAAUGUGAUUGAUCUGUUCAGAAUGGAUUUUAAACAUUUUUAUUCUGGCCUGAGUUAAGUAUUGGUAAACAAUGUAAUUAAAAUUUCUAUUUAUUUCAUUGCAUCUUUAUGGUUCUGAUUUUUUUCACUUCAUAAGAUCUAAUGUAUUCAAAACGUCAGUCAUUCAGACGAUGGACAGCGACUAUGUGAAGAAUGUGAUAAGGGAGUUUAUUCAGUGGGAAAUGUCUUGGCACAUUGAAUAAACUUGUGAGAAGUCAAGUAAAUAUAAAUCGAAAUAAAACAAGUUGAAAAACAUCUUGUAAAAUAAGUAAACCUUAUUUUGAGGAGGAAUAAUAAAUCGAGGAUAAUAUCAUGAGCUGUUUGGUCAAAAAGGUUUUAGAGGCUUUGAAAAAUGAUAUUUGAUAGCAACUGUGGGAUAAAAAAUUUGGUAAUUUUGUGAAGUAUUUUCAGUUUACUUUCAUAUUGAUUGUUCUGAUAUUCGGGGAUUUUGCUGAUUAUCUGUUCAUUGUUUAAUGUAAUUUGAGUAUAAAAUCUUGGUAGCAAUGCAUUUAGACUCUAAUUGUAAUGUACAAUGAAAAGAUUGUAUUAUUUGGGUUUGGUAUAUAAUACCAUUUGUUUAUUUAUUAACAUGUGUUGAUUUCAUUGUAAUAUUGUCAUUAUUAUUACUGUAAAACAAGGAAAUGAAUGCAACAUAAAAUGAAUUCAAACUGCAGGGGGUUGAAAUUAAUUUAUCUGGCAAUAUCUUGCUCAUUUCUGAUUGUAAUUGGGGUAUGGUGUUACUGUGUCCGAUUUCCAAGGUAACUUCUUUAUGCUUUACUUUAAUACAUAUAAUUGAUGAUGGGUUAAAUUUAACACAUUUAUUUUUUUCAGUUCUAACAUUGAUUUCUUGUUUUACAGACCUUGUUACUGCAUUCCAUUAUUACAUAUGUAUAUAGUGUAUAAAUAAAAUAUUAAAAUAUU